GAGUGAGGGAGUGUUCGGGACCGCUGAGGGCGCAGGAGCGCGCGCUCCUGUUUAGUGCCACACCGAGCGCCGAGCCGCGUGCUGCAACUCCGGACUUUUUAUUUCGGACACCUAAGAAAGCGAUCCGCGUGUCUUUUUUUAUAAACCUCCCCAUGCAUGAGCACCGCAAGACCAUCCCGUCCCGGCGCGUCCUGAUCACGGAGCGCUUUUAAGGAACCUUACUAACUACCAUCACUUUUUUCUGAUUGUGGGAAUCCCGGUGCUGGAACAGGAGCGCGUGUAAAGAGUGACAAGAUGCUCCGAUGGAUGUAAAGACCAGCGUGUGGGUCUGUAAUCAGUGAGCUGCUUCACACACACACACACACACACACACACACACACACACACACACACACACACACACACACACACACACACACACAAACAGGACCGCGCGCUAGAAACGCAGAUCGGACCCGCGAUGAUCGUCUCCACGGUUUGCGUUCUCCUGCCGCUGCUGGACGUCCUGCUCUCUGCAGAAAAGUCAGUGUUUGCUGCAGGGAACCGGAUGGACUGCGUCGGAGCCAGUGAGCUGUGCUUAAAGGAGCCGGGAUGCAGCACAAAGUAUCGGACUAUGAGGCAGUGCAUAGCCGGGAAGGAGGGCAACAUCAGUGCCGAGGGGAGAGAUGAGUGCCGCAGCGCCUUGGACGCGCUCAAACAGAGCCCGCUGUACAACUGCCGGUGCAAAAGAGGCAUGAAGAAGGAGAAGAAUUGCCUGCGCAUCUACUGGGGACUCUACCAACAUUUACAAGGAAAUGAUUUACUGGAGGAAUCUCCUUACGAGCCCAUGACUAGCCGUGCAUCUGAUAUAUUUCGAUUGGCGCCCAUCUAUUCAGAGGGAGACACCAACAGCGGCCACCGGAGCGCUCCAGUCACCGUUCGCCCGGCCCAAAACCCCGGUAGAAACAAGAGAUCAAAUCCGGCUCGGGAAGUUCUGGGUGACCCUGCUUUAGCUAAGGAGAACAACUGCCUGAAUGCAGCCAAGGCGUGUAACCUGAACGACACGUGUAAGAAGUACCGCUCCUCCUACAUCAGCCCUUGCACCAGCCGCGUCUCUACGGCCGAAGUGUGCAACAAGCGCAAGUGCCACAAGGCGCUACGUCAGUUUUUUGACAAGGUGCCUCCUCGACACAGCUACGGCAUGCUAUACUGCUCAUGUCCUCCAGGGGACCAGUCAGCCUGCUCCGAGCGCCGGCGCCAGACCAUCGUCCCCGCGUGCUCUUACGAGGACAAGGAGAAACCCAACUGCUUGGCACUGCAAGUCUCCUGCAAGAGCAACUACAUCUGCAGGUCACGUCUAGCAGAUUUCUUCUCCAACUGUCAACCCGAGCGACGGUCAAUGUCCGGCUGUCUGAAAGAGAACUACGCUGACUGCCUUCUCUCCUACUCGGGCCUCAUCGGUACGGUGAUGACCCCAAACUACCUGCGAUCCCCUAAAAUCAGCGUGUCGCCUUUCUGCGACUGCAGCAACAGCGGCAACAGCAAAGAGGACUGCGAGCGGUUCACGGAGUUCUUCACUGACAACGCCUGUCUGCGUAACGCCAUCCAGGCGUUUGGAAACGGGACGGACGUGAGCGUGUGGCAUUCGUCUGCAGUGCAGAGCACCACGGCCGCCAUCACCCCAUCACACAGAGGCCGAGGACGUGAGAAAUCCUCCAACUCCCUGGACUCGGACUCGCACGGCAGCCACGUGAACCUUGGAGAUACUUCGAUGUAUCAGUUCUGUGGAAACCUGCAGGCACAGAAGCUGAAGACCAACCAAACAAUAGAUGUGGUUUGUGUGGAUCCUCAGAUCGACAACCCCAGCUCCUCCAACUCCAUCUCGGGGAACUCAGCAUCUCCGCCAGGCUUUAGUGCUCCGCUUCUCCUGCUGCUCAGCUCUUUGCACUGCUCCCUGACGCUCCUGUCACCCAACCCGGCACUGCUGUGGUAGCCACCCGGCCGACGCACCACGUGGACGCUCGUAAUUUGUAUUAAAAAAAAAAAAAAUCUCGGAUAUAUGUUCCAGGUGUCCCUGUUGUAAUCACGUCCUCUCACUGUCUCCUCUGUAUUUUUACAGCUCUGAGUUUUCUGAGCUUCGGUUGAUGCGAAAGUGAUUUUUGGUGUAAUCCGAGUUUUAUUUUUUAUUAUUUUUUUUUCCUUUUGUACCUGGAGAUGAACGGCGGAAAAAAAACAAACGUCCGCGCGGCUUUCGAGACGUACGACGAUCCGGUCUCGUAGCCGAAAGACGUGAGAUCUCUUAAGUGUUUGACGAAUCUCAUCCGUGUUACUCGCGUACUGUACGUCGUGUGUCGUAUUACGUGCGUCGACUUUUAAGAGGCACGCGAAUCGAAGGCUCGCUGCGAGGUUUUGUCAAUUUCAAGCCUUUUUAAACACACAUACAGUAGUGUCAGAGACUUGGAGUAACUUUCCGACGCGUGCACAAAAAAUCGCUUUGUUCGCUGGGAUUUCUGUUGUGCAUGAUUCUUCUUAUAUCUCCGACGACCGCUUUCAUAGCUUUAAUCCGAUUAUUUUCGUGCGACGUAGCUAUUCGUACAGUACAUGUACAGUAUAUAUAUAUAUAUAUAUAUAUAUAUAUAUAUAUAUAUAUAUAUAUAUAUAUAUAUAUAUUUUGAGAUCCUGCUUUGGGUCAGGAAGACUGUGCCUGGGUCAUGUUGAGCUGAGUGCCUCCAAGUCUAUAAACAGUCACCACUGGUGUAUAUAUACGACUUCCUCAAACUCACAUCCUCUGUUAUGAAACUUCACCGUAAUCGUAGCCGUCACCGGUCUGAACUCGUCCGUCCUCAAAGUGCACCUUUAUAAUGCCUUUAAAGUGUAAACCGUCUUUGGGCCCCUUUCGUCCAAAUCAGAAUCUUUAUAUGUAUUAAAUGAAGUUUUUUUUUUUUUGUGUGUGUGUGUGUGUGUGUGUGUGUGUGUGUGUGUGUGUGUGUGUGUGUUCCAGAGACUGCGUUACGGCCGUAUGCUGAACUCAGAUCUCGAUCCUAACCGAUCCGAAGGUUCGACUUUACAGUUUCCUUCGAAACGAACUCGAAGCAUGUUUCGGUUUCGACAGCUGUUGCACAUUUGAAGCAUUUAUGACAUGAAGUUUGGCUUUUUUUUUCUUUCUUUCUUUUUUAAGGAUGAAUUAUUUACACAAGAAAUGCAUUUAGGCAUCGCUCUCUUUAUUUACUGGGCAUCAUGAUGUUUACUCGAUAUCUCAAUUUAAUCGGACGGAGAAAAUCCUCCUACUGCAUAUGAGGUCAUAAUGACUUGUUCAGAUUAAGGUAUAUAGAUACACACACACACACACACACACACACACACACACACACACACACACACACACACACUCCACCUUUAAUGACGACUGCCCCAAAGUGAACAACAAAGGUUUAACUGAAUACUUAAGUAUUGUUCAAUGGUAUAAGAAAGAACGGGGG
Tachysurus fulvidraco (yellow catfish) is the source of this 3458-nucleotide messenger RNA. It is a transcript of the gene gfra1a, whose product is annotated as gdnf family receptor alpha 1a. Gene Ontology annotation, molecular function: signaling receptor activity. The transcript has 10 exons. The coding region runs from base 461 to 1972 and encodes 503 amino acids. The record is from RefSeq and is a predicted model, not a curated record. Lineage: Eukaryota; Metazoa; Chordata; Actinopteri; Siluriformes; Bagridae. Gene Ontology annotation, cellular component: external side of plasma membrane; signaling receptor complex. Gene Ontology annotation, biological process: nervous system development.